AUCACGAUCUUCUCAUUGACCAACUCAAACUUGGACGUGGAGUUCAUUUAGUUUUGUUUGAAGUGAAAGUCAUCGGAUAGCGAAGAAACUUCUUCGAGGGGUUUCUUUUCUUGAUACUUCAUAAUCGUUAAAUUCUUGUUUGCUUUGAAGAGAAGGUCAACAGAGCCUUGCUGAACAAAUGAAUUCAACCGGGAAUCAAACUGCUCCUUUGACACCAGGAAUGAUUUGCAGCAAUGAAGCAGAGCUUGUCUCGAUGGCCACUGUGCAAUUCUUAUCAUUCCUUGCAAAUUUGGUGGCAGCGAUAGCAAUAUGGAGGCUUCCAGGCCUAGAAGAAAACAAGUAUCAUCUUGUUGUCAGAACUCUGGUUGUCAGCGACCUCCUAAUCCCAAUCACAACGCUUCCAUUCUCCAUCAUCUCCUUUGCAACCUGUUCGUGGAUUGGAGGCCAGACUCUGUGCUCCGUAACUGCGUUCAUCUCCACCACGUUUCUAAGCUGGUCUUUUGUUAUCGUGUUUAUAAUGUGCCUGCUCCGUUUCCUGGCAGUUACAAGGCCUUUGUACUACAGAAACCAAGUUACAUAUGCGAGAGUGCGGAAGACUCUGAUAGUCGGUCUGUUAUGGCCUUGCGCUCACCUUAUUCUUCCUGCUACGGGCUUCGGAAAGUUUCGUUUGUACAGUAAAGGACUGUACUGUGCUCUCGAUUAUUCUACGGUUGUGGAAGGAAGCCUAGUCACUUUGGCUGUGUCGUAUUUCUGUGCCACUAUCUUGUGUUUUGUAAAGAGGAAGCGAAGAGUAAGCAGUUUGCUCUCCGAACAGCAGCGGCGAGGAGCUGGCAUCGAGAAAGUUGACAGGCAACAAGGAGGAUUUGCACGAUUAACUUUCGUGAUUGUUGUAUUGUUUUGUAUUUGUUACGUUCCAUUCUUGAUAAUUAUUUAUAAAGGGAAUGGUAAUCGAGUACGACAAAUCGAUAUCGAGCUCGGUUGCCCAGAAACAAAUAUUGAUCCCAAAGAUUUCCGCUUUCAGUUUCUAAAAACAAGCACUACAUCCAAUAAAGAAUUUACACUGCUCACUGGACUGAAAGACUUUACAGAGUAUUAUGUUUAUGUCGUGGUCAGAUUAGAUGAAUCAGCCUGGAGUGAAGCCAUGGGGCCAAAAAUUGUCAGGACAAAAGCAGGCUGUAUGUCUUUUUAA
This is a messenger RNA of Pocillopora damicornis (cauliflower coral), 1189 nucleotides long. RefSeq lists its product as uncharacterized. The record is from RefSeq and is a predicted model, not a curated record. Lineage: Eukaryota; Metazoa; Cnidaria; Anthozoa; Scleractinia; Pocilloporidae. Gene Ontology annotation, molecular function: protein binding.